UCUUUACCUUGUUACAUGUUUCCUUUUUGUCAAGUUCUCAAGUCAUCUCUUGAUUUAAUACACCUAUUGUGACUUCUGAUGCAAAAUAGUAAUCCACAUUCCUUGCUUUACAACACUAGAAACUUGAUGAAGGGAUGUGUCAUGUUUUAAAUGUAAGAGAUUCGUAUGACAAAGUGCAGACAGGUAUUUGAAAAUAGUAUGUGUACUGUUGAUGGUUGUUGGAUGUUGAAAGUAUACAGUCUGUUUUUUAGAAGGUUAGUAGUGUACAUAGUCUUUCUAAACCUAGGAGGACUGAGAAACCCCCCAAUUUAAGUAUCCUCAAGUGGAAAGCUGAAUCAUAUAUCAGUCAAACCUUAAUUAUUUUUGAAAACAAGGCUGCAAUGAAGUCAAGGUGUCUCAACAUGAUUAAACCUUAGGAUGUAUGUCAAGUUGCGAACGACCAUGAACAUUAUGUCUCAGAAACUCCCUAAUUGGCUAGUUUAGGCUUGUUGCCUUUUUUUACUCCCUAAUAGGCAACUCUUAGUUGUAUACCAGUACCAUCUUUUGGAUCUGAUUGUUUUAUUAUUCAUUCCUAAACCAUAUUUUCUUGUUUUUCUUUUCCAAAUUUACAAUCAAAUUAUUGUGUGAUUUAAUAUCUCUGAUUUCUGUUGCUCAGUAGUCAGAUCCCCAUCAUGUGCAUAUGUUUAAGUUUUACUGACACAUGCAACCAGCUACUGUUUGGUUUGGCUUGGGCUGUUAAAGUGUUGAAGUACAAGUGGAGUGCCAUUUUGUAUUCUUGAAAGUGUUUUCUGUGAAUAGGGAUGAAGGGGGGCAGGCAGUUGUAGUUGCAGCAAUGAGAUGUGGAAUGGUGGUGAUCGAGAACAGUAUAAUAUCUUUAUCGAAACUGUGUGUACAAACAUGCUACUUGGUAAAUUUAUGUGAUCUUUAACCAUUUAUUUUGAUUGCACCAAGAUGUGUAUAUGGUCAACUUGAUUUGCAAGAUUUGUUUCUUCCAGUGAAAGGUUACCCUUACCUUCAUUUGCUAAAAUCUAUGUAAAGGGCCUGUCAUCAGCUUAUUAAUAGGAAGCUGAUAUUUUGGGCCAACAGUUCCCUUAAACAACUGUGUUUCAAAUGUCUUUAAAACUGUUUUCCACUCUAUUAAAUUUCUUACUAAUGUUCAUGGCAAGUUUCUUUGUUAAUGAACUAGAUUGGAUGGAUCAGUUCAUGGAGAAUUUGAUCAUAUACUCCGAGCUAUCUUUUGUUGUAUUAAGCAAAAUUUGAGGCUUAUGACUUCUUAUAUAAAUCUAUAGGGAACUUUGGUGAUUGGUCCAAGUACUGGUUUUGGAUUCAAAGACCAUCUUUGCCACUCCUAUUCUGUAGUUCUUGUAACUGGCUGACUGCGAAUAAAUUUAAGUUUACAACUGCUUAAAUGUUUAAGCUGCCAGGUGAGAUUGUUUUAGGGGUAAAUGUUCUAUUUAAUAUGAAGCGCCGGUAUGUGUUUUGGUGAAGCAGAAAGAAGAAAGACUAGGCCUGAGUUUAAGUUCAUUCUGUGUGGGAGGUGGAUAUGCCAAAAAGCGUGACCACAAUAGAUCCAAAUACCUGUUAUGUAUGUUAUACUCCUUGGCCCUUUAUAUUGGAUAUUAGAGAAAUUUUUAAAAGGUAGAACUCAGAGCAUGUUAUAAGCGAAGUAUAAACUUUUUCAAAUCAGUUCAGCAACAUUUACCUCAAAUUAGCAAGUACAUGUAUGCACUUAAUUGGGACCAGAUUGUACAUGCAUAUUAAUAAGAUGCCUUGUGAUCUCUGCCUAGCCUUUGAGGGUAAAAUUUUGGUGUCUAUAACUUGCUCUGACUUUUUUUGUAUACAGAGAUCAUAGGACUGUGCUCUUUGUUCUUCCCUUUAAUGGAGAUGGAACUGCUAUCUCAUAACAAGCUGCAAACUCUCAUCGCUGCAUUUGGUAGACCUUUAUUAUAUAUUCUGUCUCUGAAAAAUGUAUAUGCUUUAUUACCAAAACAUAUAGAUGUAAAUAAUUUCGUCAUUCAUGGCUUGUCAAUUUGUUAUUUAAAAAAUAAAUUACGUUACAAUUUUAGAUACAUACAAGACUACAACUUUAGAUAAAACUCUUUGCUUUCUGUUAUAAUUACACUUUUAUAAGUGUCAAGAAUAAUUUGAUAAUAUGUUGUCACUGGUUUUAAAUCACAGAUCGGUAUAUUUAGCAAGUUUCAACUUGAAGCAUUUAAGUUGUUGGUAGUACAACUUCGAUCAUUUAGAUUGUUGAUAGCCCACUAUGACAGGUGUUAUAGUGAUGUAGUUUCUAGGUGUCGGUACAAAGCCAAUUUUAUUGGAAAUGCAGAUAAUAUCAGGUAGAAGUGAUUGUCCAUCAAGCAUCAGGAUUCAGAGGUUUGCUGGUAUAGGACUAGGUUCAGUGUUUACUUCUUCCUAUCAUCUGUAGCCGACUGCUAGACCCAUUUUUCUUAAUGUGGUUACAUCUUAUGCUGACAAUUUUUUUUCCAUUGGGAACCUGAUGUUCUUCAUUUUUUGAUGUUUCUGUUUUUUUUUUUUUAAUAUUUUCCUUGUUGAAUCCACUAUAUUGAUCCUGUAUUGAAUUUGUUUCAAUCACAGCUGCUAGUGUAAACAUAUGCAAUUGAUAUUGCUUGCAACCGAGUUAAAAUGCAUUGUUGUGAGGCAUUGACGUUGGAACUGUCAACUAAGAUCCAGGUCAGCUUUGUUAUGGGCUCUCUUAAAUCACCUGUUUAACUGAGGUGAUGGUAACAUAUUCUCCAGAGUCUAAUUCAGUUGUCCAUAAGAUCAGAUAGAGUUAUAAAUGUUUGGAUGGAUUUUGGCUUUGAUCAGUUUUGAGAGUUUUAUGCUGCUUGUGAUCUUGUAGCAUGUGUGUUGAACUUUUUUUCACUAUGCUGCACGUUUGUUUUUUGUUUUUGAGGCAAACGGCCAUAUUAAUGAAAGAUUAUUAACCAAGCAUAUUAGUUAGAAGUUAUUGUAUGAUUAUUACAGAGUUACCUACAACUAUUAGCAGUUACAGGCAAGAUUGUCACCAAGAAUAUGUCGCUACAUUUUGUCCUUUGUUGUAUUGUAUACCUGAGGACUGAGGUGCUUGUAUAUUUGGUCUAGCACUACAAGACCAUAAAUGAAGGGGUAGAAGAACCAGAACAGAUGCCAACACAAGUAAUCUUAUACUCUGGUGCGUACAGAAGCCGCGGCAGAGCACAAAAACACAGUUCUUGAAAGGUGCCAACAAAAACCAAAACGGCAAGCCUGCAAAUACAACAUACAGUCCAAAUUCCAGAGGAAGAAUCUCAAAGAAAUGGCUCAGCAUGGCUCCCUCUCUGCUGAAACAGAGACACUUAGUUACGUGCUACGCCUGUUGGAGGCCUUUCGAGCCUUUGAUUCAGACAAUGAUGGAGGAAUCACUGUUGCUGAGCUAGGAGGAGUGAUGGGGUCACUUGGAUACAAUCCAAGUGAUCAAGAAGUGAGGGCCAUGAUGCAACAAGGAGACAAGAACCGAGACGGGCUCCUGAGCAUUCAAGAAUUCUUAGAGCUGAACACAAAAGAGUUGGAAUUAGGUGGCUUGGCCAACUCACUUAAGACUGCUUUUGAAAAUAUGGAUUUGGAAGGAGAUGAGGUUGUUACCGGAGAAGAACUUUUUGAAGUUCUGGGAAAUAGUAAUGAACUAGGUUUAGAGGAAUGUGAAGCUAUUAUUGCUUCAAUUGAUGGGGAUGGGGAUGGGGCCAUAAGUUAUGAGGAUUUCAAUCUUAUAGUUAGCUGCCUCAUCUAAAUAUCUGUCUGAUCAGUGUCUCCAGACUCCAAAUUGAUGAUCAGCCUACGAAAUUAUGUUCGUGUAAUCUUAUAAUUUACGUGAUCAUAAUCCUUAUGUAUAUGUAUGAUAGCUACCAUAUGCAUAUUUGAAUAAUUACACAGUAGCAAUAUGUUCUGUUUUU
Daucus carota subsp. sativus is the source of this 3932-nucleotide messenger RNA. Its product is annotated as probable calcium-binding protein CML29. The record is from RefSeq and is a predicted model, not a curated record. Bases 3299 to 3769 code for a protein of 156 amino acids. The transcript has 2 exons. Lineage: Eukaryota; Viridiplantae; Streptophyta; Magnoliopsida; Apiales; Apiaceae. Gene Ontology annotation, molecular function: calcium ion binding.